AUGUCAUCCGUGACCAGGCAGCUUCAAAAGGCUGCGCGUAUCAUCCUCAUCGGUGCCCCUGGUGUAGGAAAAGGAACGCAGAAAGAAAGACUCCUCACCCGAUUUCCACAAUUAGCAUCGAUAAGCUCGGGGGAUUUAUUGCGGGAAAAUGUUCGCAGGAAGACUCCAUUAGGCAUUGAAGCAGAGGCUGCAAUGCAGUCAGGCAACCUGGUUCCCGAUUCGAUGAUUCUCGAUCUUAUAUCUUCCGAAUUCAAAACAAAGGGCUGGUUCCCAUCAUCACUGUCCAAUAAAGCCGCCUCCUCUCAAGCCCCCUCGAUAUCUUCCUCCGCAUCUUUCAUCCUCGACGGUUUCCCUCGUACCGCUACUCAAGCAGCAAGCUUGGAUACGCUCGUCCCAGUAAACUUCGUUAUCUAUCUAAUUACGCCACCAUCUGUCAUUCUAUCUCGAAUUGGGUCGCGCUGGGUACAUGAAGCCUCGGGGAGGGUAUACAACACAAGCUUCAAUGCCCCCAAAGUUUCCGGCAAGGAUGAUAUCACCGGCGAGCCUUUGGUGCAAAGACAGGAUGAUUCGGUAGAUACAUGGAAGCAGCGACUCAACAAGUUUGAGGAAACCAGCAAGGCGCUCCUUGAGCAUUAUGAGCGCAAGGGCUGUCUCUGGCGUGUUGAGGGUAACACCAGUGAUGAAAUUACCCCACAGAUUUACGCCGAGAUCGAGCGCAAAUUUUGCUAG
Messenger RNA from Aspergillus wentii DTO 134E9, 729 nucleotides. RefSeq names its product adenylate kinase ADK2. The transcript has 2 exons. Lineage: Eukaryota; Fungi; Ascomycota; Eurotiomycetes; Eurotiales; Aspergillaceae. Gene Ontology annotation, biological process: nucleobase-containing compound metabolic process. Gene Ontology annotation, cellular component: mitochondrion; cytoplasm. The coding region runs from base 1 to 729 and encodes 242 amino acids. Gene Ontology annotation, molecular function: AMP kinase activity; ATP binding. The record is from RefSeq and is a predicted model, not a curated record.